Molecule: messenger RNA, 4525 nt
Organism: Pseudoliparis swirei
Lineage: Eukaryota; Metazoa; Chordata; Actinopteri; Perciformes; Liparidae
Gene: dcc
Product: DCC netrin 1 receptor
Exons: 18
Coding region: 1-2475 (824 amino acids)
Biological process (GO): cell-cell adhesion
Cellular component (GO): membrane
Molecular function (GO): protein binding
Source: RefSeq, a predicted model, not a curated record
AUGUCGUGGGGGUCCACGUUGUGGAGCAUCAAGGUGUCAUGGCAGCCGCCGCCGCGUGGCGCCCAGAACGGCCUCAUCUCCGCCUACAAGAUCAGGUACCGGAAGACCGGUCGCCGUGGAGACCAGGAGGCCAUCGAACCCAACAACUUCUGGUUCCUGUUCACAGGUCUAGAGAAGGGCAGUCAAUAUAGUUUCCAGGUAGCAGCCAUGACAACCAAUGGAACCGGUCCAGCCAGUGACUGGUACAACGCUGAGACGCCGGAGAACGACCUGGAUGAGAGCCAGGUGCCGGACCAGCCCAGCUCGCUGCACGUCAGGCCGCUGCCCAACAGCAUCAUCAUGUCCUGGACUCCGCCCCUCAGCCCCAACAUCCUGGUCCGGGGCUACAUCAUCGGCUACGGCGUGGGCAGCCCCUACGCCGAGACGGUCCGCGUGGACAGCAAGCAGAGAUACUUCUCCAUCGAGAGCCUGGAGCCGAGCUCCCACUAUGUGAUUUCCCUGAAGGCGUUCAAUAACGCCGGUGAGGGCGUCCCGCUGUACGAGAGCGCGGUGACUCGAUCCCUGACAGACCCCAUAGACCCCUCUGAGGGGGACCUCUUCCACCUCUUUGAUAAGUACCCCACUCCCAUGCCAGAUGCCAGCACCCCCAUGAUCCCCCCGGUGGGGGUCCAAGCCGUGGCUCUGUCCUCGGACUCGGUCCGCGUCACCUGGGCCGACAACGCCGUGACCAAGAACCAGAAGGCCUCCGAGGUCCGCUACUACUCCGUCAAGUGGAAGACGAGCUACUCCACCAGCGGCAAGUACAAGUCUGCAGACACCACGGCGCUCAGCCACACCGUCUCCAGCCUGAAGCCCAACACCAUGUACGAGUUCGCUGUCAUGGUAACCAAAGGACGCAAGUCCAGCACCUGGAGCAUGACGGCCCACGCCAACACCUACGAAGCAGCUCCUAGCUCCGCCCCCAAAGACUUGACGGUGAUCAGCCGUGAGGGACGACCCCGCUCCAUUUUGAUCAGCUGGCAACCGCCGAUGGAGUCCAACGGGCGAAUCACAGGCUUCAUCGUGUACUACACGCUGGAGAAGAACACGCCCAUCGACGACUGGGUGAUGGAGGCCAUCAGCGGGGAGCGGCUCACCCACCAGCUGCUGGACCUGGACCUGGACACGCUCUACCACUUCAGGAUGCAGGCCAAGAACGCCAAGGGGGUCGGCCCGCUGUCGGAGCCCGUCCACUUCCGCACCGCCAAGGUGGAACAUCCAGACAAGAUGGCCAACGAUCAGGGUCGAGGGGGAGACCACGCCUACUGGCCGUCUGACGCCAACCCUGUUGACCGGAGCAGCAUCAACGAGUCUCCCAUUGGUCAGAUGCGCCCCCCCCACGGCAGCGCCACGCCCCAGAAGAACAGCAACCUGCUGGUGGUCGUCGUGGUGUCUGUGGGCGCCGUCUCCGUGGUCGUGGUCGUCAUCGUGGCGCUCAUCUGCACGCGGCGCUCCUCGGCGCAGCAGAGGAAGAAGCGAGCGAGCCACAGCGCCGGUCAGCGUAAGGGCAGCCAGAAGGAGCUCCGCCCCCCCGACCUGUGGAUCCACCACGAGGAGAUGGAGAUGAAGAACCUGGACAAGCCGGCGGGCGCGGCGCCGCCCGGCCUCGACUCGCCGCCGCAGUCCUGCCAGGACCUCCCCCAGGUGGCCCGCAGCCAAUCAGAGAGCCAGAUGGGCAGCAAGAGCCACUCAGGAGCCGACGGAGACGAGGCCUCCAGCGCCAUCUCCACCCUGGAGCGCUCCAUGGCCGCCAGGAGGCGGGGCAAGAUGAUGAUCCCCAUGGACCCGCCCGGCAACACACCCGUGGUCAGUGCCAUCCCGGUCCCGGUCUUGGACUCGUCUCAGUACUCGUCUCUCCUGCCGUCUCCGCCUGGCUUUAGCCACGCCCCCUUCAGCUUGAGGCCGAUGGCGUUCCCCGGCCUCACGGCGGAGCGCGGCUACAGCCCAGCGACGCCUCCAGACUCCUCCCUCCUCCCUCUCCUCCAGCAGCAGCCCCUCCCCCAGCAGGCGGCCCCGGUCCUCCCGGGGUCCUCGGUUCCCCCUGUGGCCCCGGGCCCCGGCCCCCCCGAGGAGGCCCCGGCCGGCCGCUCCCUCCCCACGGCGUGCGUCCGGCCUUCCCACCCGCUGAGGAGCUUCACCAGCCCGCUGCUGCCGCCGCCCAUGAGCAGCAUCGACCCCAAGGUCUACACCGCCAUGAUGGCCCCGCCCCCUGCCAGCCUCGUGAAGACGGCCUCUCUGGGCCAGGCCGAGAAGGCCCGGUCCCCCCUGCUGCCGGUCUCGGUCCCCACGGCGCCGGACUUACUGGAAGAGGGAGGAGCCAAACCUGCAGAGGAUUCGGCCGCCAACGUGUAUGAGCAGGACGACCUCUCGGAGCAGAUGGCCAGUCUGGAAGGGCUGAUGAAGCAGCUCAACGCCAUCACCGGCUCCGCCUUCUAACCCGUGACUCCGCCCCCCGGCCUGCCCUCCAGUGUGGAACCCGUCUUUAAGCCUCAACGCCCCCCGAGGUGGAUCUGGGUUUGAAGAGGAAUCGAACACCCGUGCUGGGUCGCUUUGGUUUCUGCUGGUCUUGGGCUCGUGUCGACGGGAUGAGGGUCUGAGGCCCUCGAGACCUCAACCACGAGAAACCAGAACCACCAGAGACCUUCAUGGCACCGAGGACCUGACCUCACCAAGACGGACAGAACCCGCCUCUUCUCUCCGCUGGCUUCCUACAGCUCAGUUACUGUGACCUCACCGGGUCCUCAUGGGCCCUCAUGGAUCCUCAUGGUCGGUGUGGAAGUUUUCCUUUGGUCUUUUUGGGGUAUUUGAACUCAGGAUCUUCUGGGUCCACCGGAACCUCCAGGACGGGACACGUGUCCCCGGCUCCUCUCCUCAGAACUGAAUCUGGAGGUUUAAGAAAAGGGAUAUAGACCCCUCUAUAGAACCCUCGACAGACCCUCUACAGACCCUCUACAGAACCCUCUACAGACCCCUCUACAGACCCUCUACAGAACCCUCUACAGACCCACUAUAGAACACUCUACAGACCCUCUAAUGAACCCUCUACAGACCCUCUAAUGAACCCUCUACAGACCCUCUACAGACCCCUCUACAGACCCACUAAUGAACCCUCUACAUACCCUCUACAGACCCCUCUACAGACCCUCUAAUGAACCCUCUACAGACCCUCUACAGACCCCUGGCCUUCACCAGCUCUGACCUUCACUACGAGGACUCGUGCCCAAAUGUUCCCCUUGGAGAACUUCUUGUGGACCUUCUUUAGUCGUCUGCUCCGGUGUUCAGGUCCUGGACCAGAACCGAGGAGGGCUUGGGAUGGGUCCUCCUUGAUUCAGGUGAGGGGGCGUGGCCAAAGGAUCAAGAACCGAGUCAUUACUUGUGUUGUUAGGAUUGUUAUUAACGAGAUUAGAGAUGUUAGUGGGAUGAUGAUGAUGAUGAUGAUCACGACGACGAAGACCUCUUCCGUUGUUCUCGGUGUGUGUGACUGCAGCCGGUUGAUGACCCGUGUGUGUGACCUCAGCGUGACCUCUGUCCUUCCCUUCAGGGCGUUAUGGUCCACGGUUUUAUUUUGUUUUUAUUUGUUUUAAAGAGAGAGAGGAAAAAAAUACAAGAACAAAAACACGCAAAUAAUGCAGAUAAUAAAAAUGAAUAAGUAUAUUUUUACAUUCGCCGUCCUGACCUCAUGUCCUAGAGGUCCAGUCUGACCUCAUGACCCAGAGGUCCAGUCUGACCUCAUGUCCCAGAGGUCCAGUCUGACCUCAUGACCCAGAGGUCCAGUCUGAGGUCCAGUCUGACCUCAUGUCCUAGAGGUCCAGUCUGAGGUCCAGUCUGACCUCAUGACCCAGAGGUCCAGUCUGACCUCAUGUCCCAGAGGUCCAGUCUGACCUCAUGUCCUAGAGGUCCAGUCUGAGGUCCAGUCUGACCUCAUGACCCAGAGGUCCAGUCUGACCUCAUGUCCUAGAGGUCCAGUCUGACCUCAUGACCCAGAGGUCCAGUCUGAGGUCCAGUCUGACCUCAUGUCCUAGAGGUCCAGUCUGAGGUCCAGUCUGACCUCUGCACCAUGAGGUCAUCUCCUCUCUCCUUUAAAGCCGAUGUGUGGAGGUCUUUUGGGGAGACAAAUGAUUCAUUAAGCGUCUGAGGGGAGGAGGAGAAGCCUCAGUGUGUGUGUGUGUGUGUGUGUGUGUGUGUGUGUGUGUGUGUGUGUGUGUGUGUGUGUGCGCGCGCGCAAAGGAAUGAACCCAAAUCCGAUUCAGAGGAAGAAGAUGUGAUUUCAACUUUUCCAUAAUAGAGUUGAAUGGUGGUUCCCCACAGACAGAGGCUCCUCACUUUCCUCAGAGGCUCCUCCCCCCCCACAGAGGCUCCUCCCUUUCCUCAGAGGCUCCACCCCCCCACACUGAGGCUCCACCCACCCCUCCCACACAAGGCUCCUCCCCCUCUCUACAUUACAGCAGAACAUUACAGAAAGCUGCUUUUUUUACAGUGUACAGUC